This is a messenger RNA of Sphenostylis stenocarpa, 756 nucleotides long. Lineage: Eukaryota; Viridiplantae; Streptophyta; Magnoliopsida; Fabales; Fabaceae. The record is from the annotation of a GenBank genome assembly.
AUGAAUGAUACAACUUCUACCAAAAUCUUUGUUGGAGGCUUAGCUUGGGAGACUCAAAGGGACACACUGAGGAGGUAUUUUGAGCAGUUCGGAGAGAUCUUAGAAGCUGUUGUUAUCACAGAUAAGAACACUGGGAGAUCCAAGGGUUAUGGUUUUGUCACAUUCAAGGAUCCAGAGGUAGCAAUGAAAGCAUGUCAACACCCCUAUCCAAUAAUUGAUGGAAGGAGAACAAAUUGCAACGUUGCAUCUAUUGGUGCAAACAAGAAUCGCACGCAGGCUCCACAACAUGGUGCAGGUCGGUUCAGAGCAGCACCUGGUUUCUUGGCUUCACCUCUUUAUCAUGGCCCUUCCUCCACAUUGGUCCAUCAAAACAAUGGAGAAUACACAUUUCCUAAUUCAACUUUUGGAUACAUUGGACAUUCACAUGACAUGAUGUACCCCAUGAACUGUUAUGAGAUUCUUGGAGGGCAACAGUUCCCAACUCACUACCCCUCCAUUGGGGCAUCUGGACCAAUCUUUGUCCAUAACAUUUACCCUUUUUCUGCUCAGUAUGCACACAAUAGCCAUGCUCAAGGUUUUGGAGUUCAAUAUCCGCAAAUGAUGCAAUUUUCAGUUAUUCAUAGGCACCAUGGCUCAUAUACUAUCCAUGCAUUUCCUUCUUCAAUGGAUUUGCCAGCUAUUAGUGCAGAUGCUCCACCACAAACCACUGAAAAAACUUCUGAACAAGAUUCUUCAGCUGAAUCCUUACAUAAAUAA